GCCCUAGGACCCACGACCCUUGGGGGCGAGAGCGAUGUGCCGGACCCGGGAGGGCAGUGUGAGAUGGUGGUGGGGGGAGAAACCAGUAGCUGGGUGAUGGAGGGGGAAACAGCGACGGUUCUCUGCAAUGGAGAACAGAGGUACCUCAUGGCCAGAGGCCAUUUUUUUGUUCCGCCUGGAGUUCCGGAUGGCGAAAUGGGGUAUAUAUGA
This is a messenger RNA of Bipolaris zeicola 26-R-13, 210 nucleotides long. RefSeq lists its product as uncharacterized. The annotation marks the transcript as partial. NCBI's taxonomy places the organism in Eukaryota, Fungi, Ascomycota, Dothideomycetes, Pleosporales, Pleosporaceae. The transcript has a single exon. The record is from RefSeq and is a predicted model, not a curated record.